Messenger RNA from Benincasa hispida (wax gourd), 1847 nucleotides. Its product is annotated as protein DETOXIFICATION 40-like. Gene Ontology annotation, molecular function: xenobiotic transmembrane transporter activity; antiporter activity. Lineage: Eukaryota; Viridiplantae; Streptophyta; Magnoliopsida; Cucurbitales; Cucurbitaceae. The record is from RefSeq and is a predicted model, not a curated record. Gene Ontology annotation, cellular component: membrane. Gene Ontology annotation, biological process: xenobiotic detoxification by transmembrane export across the plasma membrane.
CUUGAAAAAAAUUGGUCAGGUUUAACGUUUAAGUACUCCAACAGAGAACAGAGAAGGAAAAAGAAAAAAACAGAGAGCUUCUAAAAAUGGGAUCUAACUCUGAUGAGGAUGUUCCUCAACCGACGGUCGAAUCGCCUUUGUUGUCAAAUAAGCAUGAAUGUAACGAUGAACUGGAGACCUUAUUAUCCGACACUCACCUUCCUUUCGUCCAGCGUUACAGUAAAGCUACUUGGAUCGAAAUGAAACUCAUGUUCUACAUAGCGGCUCCGGCGGUUUUCGUUUACAUGAUGAAUUUCCUCAUGACCAUGUUCACCCAAAUCUUCUCCGGCCACCUCGGCAAUCUCGAACUCGCCGCAUCCUCUCUCGGCAACAAUGGCAUUCAAAUCUUCGCCUACGGUCUCAUGUUGGGGAUGGGAAGUGCAGUGGAAACUCUGUGCGGGCAGGCUUAUGGUGGAGAGAAAUACGAUAUGCUUGGGAUUUAUUUACAGAGAUCAGCCAUAUUAUUGACUCUAACUGGGUUUGUGUUAACAAUUAUAUACAUAUUCUGCAAACCCAUCUUGAUAUUUUUAGGAGAAUCGAAGGAAAUUGCUUCGGCAGCAGAAGUAUUCGUGUACGGAUUGAUUCCUCAAAUCUUCGCAUACGCAAUAAAUUUCCCAAUCCAGAAGUUUCUUCAGGCACAGAGCAUAGUGUUUCCGAGUGCUUACAUAUCAGCAGGGACGCUGGUGAUUCACGUUGUGCUGAGUUGGGUGGUUGCCUACAAAAUGGGGUUGGGGCUGCUGGGAGUGGCGUUGGUAUUAAGCUUGUCGUGGUGGAUAUUAGUGCUGGGCCAAUUUGUGUACAUGAUUAAGGGCCAAAAGUGUAAAGAAACAUGGAGAGGGUUCAGUGCGAAGGCGUUGUCGGGGUUGCCGGGAUUCUUCAAGUUGUCGGUGGCGUCGGCGGUGAUGCUCUGUUUGGAGACUUGGUAUUUCCAGAUUUUGGUGUUGCUUGCUGGAUUGCUCGACCAUCCUCAACUUGCUCUCGACUCCCUUUCUAUUUGCACAACCAUAUCUGAAUUGGUUUUCAUGAUUUCAAUCGGCUUUAAUGCUGCCGCAAGUGUGAGAGUGAGCAACGAACUUGGAAGUAGGCAUCCAAAAUCAGCAGCAUUUUCUGUGGUAGUGGUGACUAUCGUUGCAUUCAUCAUCUCUAUAUUUUGUACUGUAAUUGUACUUGUACUUCGCAAUGUCAUCAGCUAUGCCUUUACAAAAGGCCCUGGUGUGGCUACCGCCGUCUCUGAUCUUUGCCCACUUCUCGCUCUCACCCUACUCCUCAAUGGAAUCCAACCUGUCUUAUCAGGCGUUGCUGUUGGGUGCGGUUGGCAAGCUUUUGUUGCCUAUCUAAACAUUGGUUGCUAUUAUAUUGUCGGAGUUCCCUUGGGUGCCCUUCUUGGUUUCUAUUUCAAACUUGGCGUUAAGGGUAUUUGGCUGGGGAUGAUUGGUGGAACUUGCAUGCAGACAAUCAUUCUGAUAUGGGUGACAUUUCGAACAGAUUGGAAUAAAGAGGUCGAAGAAUCAGUGAAGAGAUUAAACAAGUGGGAAGACAAAUAGCAAAUUACUUUGAAGGAUUGAUAAUUCGAUUGGUCGAAUAUAGCUUCACUUCGGCCAGAAGGAAAAAAAAAAAGGGAAAAAAAUUAUUUACCCUCUUUUCAAUUUUAGAGUUUCAAUUACAACCUUUAAGAAUGAGGAUGUCGAUUGCUCACGUGGAAAAUUACUGUUGGUUGGUCCAUGUUUUUGUCUAUGAAUUUUUAGGUCAAAAUAAUAUUAGUUGUAAUUUGAUUAUGGUUCAAUUUUAGUAUACAUAUUUGAGAGUAA